Messenger RNA from Portunus trituberculatus (swimming crab), 378 nucleotides. Its product is annotated as homeobox protein H17-like. The record is from RefSeq and is a predicted model, not a curated record. The transcript has a single exon. NCBI's taxonomy places the organism in Eukaryota, Metazoa, Arthropoda, Malacostraca, Decapoda, Portunidae. The coding region runs from base 1 to 378 and encodes 125 amino acids. Gene Ontology annotation, molecular function: DNA-binding transcription factor activity, RNA polymerase II-specific; RNA polymerase II transcription regulatory region sequence-specific DNA binding. Gene Ontology annotation, cellular component: nucleus. Gene Ontology annotation, biological process: embryonic morphogenesis; regulation of transcription by RNA polymerase II.
AUGGGACCACGCGUGGGCGCCCCUGUUCUGCGGAGACACAAGCCGAACCGCAAGCCGCGCACGCCCUUCACCACGCAGCAGCUGCUGUCGCUGGAGAAGAAGUUCCGGGAGAAGCAGUACCUCAGCAUCGCCGAGCGGGCCGAGUUCUCCGCCUCGCUCAGCCUCACCGAGACGCAGGUCAAGAUCUGGUUCCAGAACAGACGCGCCAAGGACAAGCGGCUCAAGGAGGCGGAGAUGGAGCGCCUCACCAGACCGUUCUUCUCGCCCUACGCAGCGGCGGCGGGAGGAGGAGGCUGCCACGCUGUCGGCCUGCUGCCCCUCGCCGGCCACCUGCCCGCCCUGCCUCUGCAGCGUCCCAUGGCGCCUUUCUACACCUAG